Sebastes umbrosus (honeycomb rockfish) is the source of this 3483-nucleotide messenger RNA. RefSeq names its product scavenger receptor cysteine-rich type 1 protein M160-like. NCBI's taxonomy places the organism in Eukaryota, Metazoa, Chordata, Actinopteri, Perciformes, Sebastidae. Gene Ontology annotation, cellular component: membrane. The coding region runs from base 30 to 2807 and encodes 925 amino acids. The transcript has 12 exons. The record is from RefSeq and is a predicted model, not a curated record.
AGACACAGUGACAGGCACAUGGAGUGGACAUGGAUCACAGAGUGCUGAUUGUGCUGCUCUGGACCUCAGGAUUCUCCCCAGGUCUCCAGACAGAAGAACAUGAUGCUUUCAAAGUGAUUGAUGAUAUCCGGUUGGUGGGAGGAUCCAGCCGCUGUUCUGGUGAUCUAGAGGUGAAGCACCAGGGAGAUUGGAGAGGAGUGAGUGACCGUUACUGGGACCUGAAGUCAGCAGACAGAGUUUGUAGACGUUUCGACUGUGGUUCUGUGGUUCGGACUUCCUCAACAACACGUCUAUUUCAAUCUACAUUGAUGAUCCCACCUUCCUGUCUUAAGUCUGAAUCUAGACUGAAGAAAUGUUUAGAAGAAUGGUCUCCAAAUCAAAGUUUCCUUACCAUUUUGAAGAUCAUCUGCUCAGACUCUGUCAGGCUGGUGAAUGGGAAGAGUCUGUGUUCAGGCAGACUAGAGGUGAAGUCCAACCAGUCCAACCAGUCGUGGUCCUCAGUGUGUGAAGAUGACUUUGACCUGCAGGAUGCUGAGGUGGUCUGUAGGGAGCUUAGCUGUGGGGCUCCUUCAGUCCUCCAGGGGGCGCUCUAUGGAGACGUGGAGGCUCCAGUGUGGACCAAAGAGUUCCAGUGUGGAGGCCAUGAGUCUGCUCUCCUGGACUGUGACAGCUCAGACUCAGAUAGAAACACCUGCUCACCUGGCAAAGCUGUUGGACUCACCUGUUCAGAGCUCCAUAAUGUCCGGCUGGUGGGAGGAUCCAGUCGCUGUACUGGUGAACUGGAGAUGAAACAACGGGGAUACUGGAGACCAGUGGAUGACAGAGAGUCUGACUGGAAUCUAAAGACAGCAGAUGAAGUGUGUAGAAAACUGGACUGUGGCUCUGCUGUUUCAACAGGGUGGAGAGAGAGUGACCUUGACAAACGUAUAUGGUGGAUUAGAUCAACUUGUCUUCAGUCCAAGUCUGCAGUUAGGGAGUGUAUAUUGACACACUCUGACACUUCCCGUUCCAACCUGGAGAUCAACUGUUCAGAAUCCGUCAGGCUGGUGAAUGGGAAGAGUCUGUGUUCAGGCAGACUGGAGGUGAAGUCCAACCAGUCCAACCAGUCGUGGUCCUCAGUGUGUGAAGAUGACUUUGACCUGCAGGAUGCUGAGGUGGUCUGUAGGGAGCUUGGCUGUGGGGCUCCUUCAGUCCUCCAGGGGGCGCUCUAUGGAGACGUGGAGGCUCCAGUGUGGACCAAAGAGUUCCAGUGUGGAGGCCAUGAGUCUGCUCUCCUGGACUGUGACAGCUCAGACUCAGAUAGAAACACCUGCUCACCUGGCAAAGCUGUUGGACUCACCUGCUCAGAGCCUGAUGACGUCCGGUUGGUUGGAGGAGCCAGUCGUUGUGUCGGUACGCUAGAGAUGAAACACAAGGGAGAAUGGAGACCAGUGGCUGAUGACUUCUUCUAUAAGUGGGACCUGAUGUCUGCAGCUGUUGUGUGCAAACAGCUGGACUGUGGUUCUGUUCUUUCAACAGGAAGAAGAGAUGAUUCGUACCAACGACAUGCAUGGAUGAUCAGUUCUUCCUGUGGUCAGUCUGAGUCUUCAAUCAGGGAAUGUGUAUCAAUACGGCCUGGUUAUCCCUUUGACGUUCUGAAGGUCACCUGCUCAGACUCUAUCAGGCUGGUGAAUGGGAAGAGUCUGUGUUCAGGCAGACUGGAGGUGAAGUCUCACCAGUCCAGCCAGUCGUGGUCCUCAGCGUGUGAAGAUGACUUUGACCUGCAGGAUGCUGAGGUGGUCUGUAGGGAGCUUGGCUGUGGGGCUCCUUCAGUCCUCCAGGGGGCGCUCUAUGGAGACGUGGAGGCUCCAGUGUGGACCAAAGAGUUCCAGUGUGGAGGCCAUGAGUCUGCUCUCCUGGACUGUGACAGCUCAGACUCAGAUAGAAACACCUGCUCACCUGGCAAAGCUGUUGGACUCACCUGCUCAGAGCCUGAUGAUAUCAGGUUGUUAGGAGGAUCCAGUCGCUGUGAUGGUACGCCAGAGAUGAAACAACAUGGAGAGUGGAGACCAAUGGUUGACUGGGACUCUGAAUGGGACCUGAAGGUAGCAGCUGCAGCGUGUAAUCGACUGGACUGUGGUUCUGCUGUUUCAACAAACAUAAACACCAAUUCUUCAUGGACGGAUCUGUGGGGGAUCCGGCCUUCUUGUGUUGAGUCUCAUUUGAUGCUACGGGAGUGUUUAAGGAUAUCUAGUUACUCUGGAAGAUUCAACAGCCUGGAGGUGAUCUGCUCAGAUAUCCUGACUCAGCCAAACAUCUCCUUCGCUACCUUCAUUGACGGGGUUUCUGAGGCCAAUCAGCAGGGGCUUCAGGUGCUCAUGGGCUCCAGCUUCACCAUCAGCUGCUCCAUCCUGCCACAGUACCCAGGAGGCUCCUUCCAGCUUAUUCUGACCACCUCAGCUACAUCACAGAACCACACCCUGCCAGCUGUCAAUCACUCUGCCCACUUCCUGUUCUCUGCUGCAGAGCCCGCCCAGCGAGGGGAGUACCGCUGUGUUUAUCACCUCUAUGUUUUCUCCUAUAACUUCUCAUCUGAGAGCCAGCCGCUCCAUCUCACUGUCUCAGCCUCUGUAACAGAUCUGACCAUCAGACUGGUUGUCCUCCUGGUGCUGAUGGUGCUGAUGGUGGGGUCCAAUGCUGCCGUGUAUUGCUACUGCAAGGCCCCCAGAGGACAGAAACCAAGACGAGAGGACAACAUGGAGCUGGAUCACCUCGGUGGUGCUGGUGACUUGCUGGGUGAAGAGGCAGGAGCCCAGGGGACAGAGUAGGAUCAUCCAGAUGGACGGCUCAGCUCUCACACAACAGUCACAUCAGAGCAGCGUUCUGUAAUUGAUUCUAAACAUGAUGCAGUGAGGACAAUGGGACAUUUUGUUGUAUUAUAUAUAAUCUGCUGAGUGAACUGUUGCAGCAUCAUAUAAUCUGCAGAGCCAGGCAAAGAAAAACUGUGUUCCUCAUCCUCUAUAAGAGUGAUGAAUACUACAGUUAAGAGACGAGGGCUAGGGUAAAGUGUUAGCAUGCCUUAUUCAUGAUUAACAAGUACUGUCACAGUACAUAAAGUGGUGUUUUUCAUUAUUAUAUUCUUUGCAUGAUGAAAACAAGAUGACGUUCUAUCAGUUAAGAAAGCUAAUGAUAAGUAUAUUGUUGUUAAUGUUUUGAAGGAAGCUCAUUACAUUAACCAUGAGGAAUACUUUGAUGCUUCUGUCUGUGGUUUCUGUCUUUUGCUUAAAAUAACUGUCAGAUAUAAUUUUAAUACUACUGAGUUUUCAGAGAAAUCUAUGAAGAAUUUAAGAGCUAAAAUAAUCAACUUAAUGUGUAAAUAGUUAGGAGUCGAUGGCUUUGAAGCCACUAAAACCAAAUUACAAACAUAAUGUGUUGUUAAUGUUUCUGAACUGUUAAAUAAUGAGCUUUUUAAAAUGCAUCACAAUAAAUGAAGCUUGCAUCGAC